Messenger RNA from Pelodiscus sinensis (Chinese soft-shelled turtle), 3430 nucleotides. The record is from RefSeq and is a predicted model, not a curated record. Lineage: Eukaryota; Metazoa; Chordata; Testudines; Trionychidae.
UGCUGGUUGCGGAAAUCUGGUAUGAGGUAGGUGAGAGGAAAAAUACUGGACCGGGAAGGACUCGGAUCUCGAUGAAAUUCAGUCUGCAAGUAGGAGGAGGCUGAGUAGCAGUCAUGUGACGCUAAUGCUGCUACUGCAUCAGUUAGUCCCUGACAUCAGAAUCUGGGCUCUGCUGCUGUCAGAUGCCAACGCAUUCUUCGCUUCGCUUGUCCCCUUCAGUCACAGGCCAGGAGAGGUGCGUGUGCAGCUAUGAAACCAGUUCUCAACUGACGUCGUCUCACCAGAGCAAUUUGCACCUUCCCAGCUGGCUGCUGCAGAAAUGGAAAAUGCUGAAGUGGCUAUAAGCAGCUGCAGCUCUCAUGAUGAUGGUAAUCUUUACAGCUACAAACGACACCAGUCUGUUUCACAGGAGCUGCUUCUGGAAGACCAGCUUAGAAGAAAGCUUAAAUUUUUUUUCAUGAACCCAUGUGAGAAAUUUUGGGCCCGGGGCAGAAAACCUUGGAAACUUGGGAUUCAACUUUUAAAAAUAGUGAUGGUUACCAUUCAGUUAGUAGUUUUUGGGCUAAGCAAUCAAAUGGUGGUUGCCUUCAAAGAGGAGAAUACUGUGGCAUUCAAGCACCUCUUCUUGAAAGGGUAUACAGAAAGAAUGGAUGAUACCUAUGCUGUAUACACACAGGCAGAUGUCUACGAUCAGAUCUUCUUUGCAAUAAACCAGUACUUACAGCUGAACAACAUUUCUGUUGGAAAUCAUGCUUAUGAGAGGAGAGGAGCAGAACAGACAGCUAUGGCAAUCUGUCAACAGUUCUACAAGCGAGGGAGCAUCUGUCCAGGAAACGACACCUUUGAUAUUGAUCCCAACAUUGAAACAGAAUGUUUCUAUGUUGAGCCAAUGAUGCCUUUUGAAAACAGAACACUUGGGAAGCACACAUUCAAUUUCACUCUGGACUUCCAUAGACUUGUGACCAUACAGCUUACCUUCAAACUGAAAGCAAUCAAUCUCCAGACGGUUCGUCACCAUGAACUCCCAGAUUGUUAUGACUUUACUUUGACAAUAGUGUUUGAUAACAAAGCACAUAGUGGAAGAAUCAAAAUAAAUCUGGACAAUGAUAUUGCCAUCCGGGAAUGUAAAGACUGGCAUGUUUCUGGAUCCAUACAAAAGAAUACUCAUUACAUGAUGAUCUUUGAUGCCUUUGUCAUACUGACUUGUUUAGCCUCACUGAUGCUCUGCAUACGGUCAGUAGUUAAAGGAAUUAGGCUCCAAAGGGAAUUUGUAAGUUUUUUCCUACAUCACUACAAGAAAGAAGUAUCUUUCACUGAUCAAAUGGAAUUUGUUAAUGGGUGGUACAUCCUGAUUAUUGUUAGUGAUGUUUUAACUAUUGUUGGUUCAACACUAAAAAUGGAAAUACAAGCUAAGAGUCUGACAAGUUAUGAUGUCUGUAGUAUCCUCCUAGGAACUUCCACUAUGCUUGUGUGGCUUGGAGUUAUUCGAUACCUAGGUUUCUUUCAGAAGUAUAAUCUGCUUAUUCUGACACUACGAUCAGCAUUGCCCAAUGUCAUUCGAUUCUGCUGUUGUGCUGCUAUGAUCUAUCUGGGCUAUUGUUUCUGUGGCUGGAUUGUACUGGGACCAUAUCAUGUUAAGUUUCGGUCUCUGAACAUGGUUUCAGAAUGCCUUUUCUCACUGAUCAAUGGAGAUGACAUGUUUGCCACUUUUGCAAAAAUGCAGCAGAAAAGCUACAUGGUUUGGUUAUUCAGUCGGCUCUACCUCUACUCUUUCAUCAGCCUGUUUAUCUAUAUGGUGCUAAGUCUUUUCAUUGCACUCAUUACAGAUACAUAUGAAACAAUUAAGCAUUACCAGCAAGAUGGCUUUCCAGAGACGGAACUUCACGAGUUUGUAUCACAGUGUAAAGAUCUACCAAACUCAGGCAGAUACAGAUUAGAAGAGGAGAGUCCGGUGUCAAUCUUCUGCUGCUGUAAAUGUAUCAGUCAUUAAGGAAUGGAUCUGAAUUGUUUUGAUGACUUCAUAUUAAUGACAUCAAGUUAAAAGGGUUACUUUCCUGAAGAUAGCUGACAGCUUUCUUGAAGAUCCUAAUGAAGAUAUUUACAUUCACACAUUCUUGUAUUUGAGACUUUUUAAAAACUGCACAAGAACUAAACAGAAAAUAACUGGAAAAUUCCUGAACUUAAAGCUCAAACUUUGUGUUCUUGAAAAUAAUGUAACCUGUUGAAGUUUGUGAAAUGUGAACCUCAGACUAAUCAUUAUCUCUAUUUUUAGGUUGCAUUUUUUUAAGCAAAUAGUUCUACUUCUUUCAUAAUCAAGUAGCAAUGGAACCUGAAUGUAAAAGGGCAUUAUGAAACCAGCUAUGCACUGUGACCUGGCUAGACUAUCCAAUUACUCCAGUAGAUCCAAAAAUUAAAUAAUUGGCCAAUGGCAACGUCAAACAUUUGUUCUUGAUGCUACAGGCAUUUAUGCUACAGGCAUUUAUAUAUGGAUCAGCAUUCAUUUGAGUUACAGUAUUUAUUGUCAAAGGCCGCUGGUGCCUAUUGAUUUUUCUAGUUGCCUAUAAUAAUAGUGGGGGGAAAAAAGAAGCAAAAUUGAGUUUCAGUAAAACGUACUUGGUAAAUUUGCCCUUGGAAGCAGUGUAGUGGAAUACCAAAUGUUCAAAUCUGGCACGGGACACAAACUAACAGAUAAUUUUGCAAAUGAGUCACUCACCUGACAUAACAGUCUUUGUAGAAAUGCCAGAGUACGUAGCCAGGAAAAGAGGAGGUUGGGCUGAAGUGUUGUAGCGUAGCUGAGCUGAGCAACCUUACACAGUUUACUACACUCACUGCUGGGUAGCACAAGGCAUGUAACCUUUCACUUUUUAGCAGAAUGCCGACCUACAUAUUUUUUUUUUAAGGUGAGACAAAAGAGAAACAUAAUAGCAACAAAAGUACUUCAUAAUUAUCCACUUUUAUUAAAUAAAUCCUCUAUCGCACAAGUCUUCAGAUCAUUUCUGGAGCUGAAAUUAAAUUAGACAUAUGGUGGUUUUGGCUAACAAAUUUUGGAGAGUGGAUGUUUGGAGUGAUUAUCUGCUGCAGUCAGAAAAUCCGCCAUAAUUACGAUCUAAUGUUCAAAGAUGACAAUUCUGAGCUAUUGAGCGGUCUAUUCUUUUGCUUUAGAACCAUUUUAAAGGAAACUUUAUUCUACAUAACAUGUUCACCUGGGAAGCAGAAUACAAAAAUGGAGGUGUAUAUUUUAUGAUCGCAUGUACAAGAGCAAAAAUCCUUUGGGUGUAGAAAAAUCCUUUUUAUAUACCAUGUACAAACUGGGAAGAUGUUAAACAUGUUGUUGUGCUAUUGUGUUACCUUUUUGUAGGCAAGUGCUAAAAUAAACAUUUGAAUUGAAAGUAAAUCCUGAGAAAAUCAGUAUUGACAUUAAGAUGACCGU